GUUCAGAGAGCUUGUUUCCAUCCCUGUGGCCUUCGCUCUCACAUCCGUGGUGGCUCAUCCAGCACCAGGCAAAACUCCCACUACAGCUGCGCAACGCGAAAAGCGACUCUUGGCCACCUCCAGAACAUCUAUUACACCCGGCCACCCCACUCACGUUAUCAGCUUCACUGAACCCACAAACUCAAGAUGGCGCGCGACGAGAUUGUCGACGAUGUUGACGUCAACAUGGAGGAGGACGACGCCGAGGCCGAGCAGCGCCUGAUCAACGAAGAGUACAAAAUCUGGAAGAAGAACAGCCCCUUCCUCUACGACAUGAUGCUCAGCACGGCCUUGGAGUGGCCUACCCUCACGACACAAUGGUUCCCCGAUGUCAAGAACCCCAAAGACAAGAGCCACACCGUCCACAGACUGCUUCUCGGAACCCAUACCGCUGAGGGCAAGCCCAACUACCUCCAAAUCGCCGAAGUCGAGAUCCCUAAGAUGGUCGAGCUGAAUCCCCGCGACUACGACGAGGAACGCGGCGAGAUUGGUGGCUAUGGCAGCAAGGCCUCUUCCGGGGAGCCCUUGUGUAUUCGGUUCAAGAUCACCCAGAAGAUCGACCACCCUGGCGAGGUCAACAAGGCCCGCUACCAGCCCCAGAACCCCGAUAUUAUUGCCACCCUUGCUGUUGACGGCCGUGUCUUGAUCUUCGACCGCACAAAGCACAGCAUCACGCCCUCCGGCACUCCUAGCCCUCAACUUGAGCUGAUUGGCCACAAGGAGGAAGGCUUCGGCUUGAACUGGAACCCGCACGAGGAAGGCUGCCUUGCGACCGGCAGCGAAGACAAGACCGUCCUCCUGUGGGACCUCAAGACCUACGAAGGUACCAGCAAGCAGCUCAAGUACUCUCGCAAGUACACGCACCAUAGCCACAUUGUCAACGACGUUCAACACCACCCCUUGGUCAAGUCAUGGAUCGGUACCGUCUCGGACGAUCUCACUCUCCAGAUCAUCGACGUCCGCCGUCCAGAGACCGACAAGGCAGCUAUUGUCGCCCGUAACGGUCAUAGUGACGCCAUCAAUGCUUUGGCAUUCAACCCACGGGUGGAAACCCUCAUUGCGACUGCUUCCGCCGACAAGACAAUUGGUAUCUGGGACAUGCGGAACAUGAAGUCCAAGGUCCACACCUUGGAGGGCCACCAGGAUGCGGUUACCUCUCUUGAGUGGCACCCAACCGAGUCGGCCGUUCUGGGCAGUGGCAGCUACGACAGGAGGUUGCUGUUUUGGGACAUUAGUCGUGUUGGAGACGAGCAAACCCAAGAGGACGCUGAGGAUGGUCCACCGGAGCUGCUCUUUAUGCACGGCGGUCACACCAACCACCUGGCCGAUUUCAGCUGGAACCGCAACGACCCCUGGCUUGUGUGCAGUGCUGCCGAGGAUAACCUGCUACAGAUCUGGAAGGUGGCCAACAGCAUCGUUUCCAAGGAGCCCGCGGACAUGUCUACUCCCGAGCUCGAUGACCCGAAACCGAAGCAAUCUAGCCACUAGGAUGAGGAAACUUCGGCCUUCCAAGUCCUGUUGCCCUCGAUCGAGACUCUAGAGAUACAACAGCAACAAGAGGAACAGCAACAGGCGCAUGACAAGUCCGCGGAGCAAGCCGCUACCAUUGGAUCCAGGACGGAAAAGGGUAAAG
Molecule: messenger RNA, 1672 nt
Organism: Neurospora tetraspora
Lineage: Eukaryota; Fungi; Ascomycota; Sordariomycetes; Sordariales; Sordariaceae
Product: histone acetyltransferase type B subunit 2
Exons: 2
Coding region: 187-1527 (446 amino acids)
Biological process (GO): regulation of DNA-templated transcription; chromatin remodeling
Cellular component (GO): nucleus; cytoplasm; Rpd3L complex
Molecular function (GO): nucleosome binding; histone binding
Source: RefSeq, a predicted model, not a curated record